Molecule: messenger RNA, 1308 nt
Organism: Monopterus albus (swamp eel)
Lineage: Eukaryota; Metazoa; Chordata; Actinopteri; Synbranchiformes; Synbranchidae
Gene: emc7b
Product: ER membrane protein complex subunit 7b
Exons: 5
Coding region: 138-860 (240 amino acids)
Cellular component (GO): EMC complex
Molecular function (GO): carbohydrate binding
Source: RefSeq, a predicted model, not a curated record
UUGAGUGUGACGUCAUUUUCCGCAGAGCAAGCUGAACUGAUGUGUCUAGUCUUCCGCUCCUCCAAAUUGUUCUCGAAUACAUAAAUCUUGAUACACAUACAGUUAGAAGGGAUUUUAUUCUAGCAAAAACAGACGGUAUGUCGUACACGAUAAGAAUACAGCUGUUAGGACUUUUCGUGCAGGUUGCGGUCGUCGUGGUGUGCUGUUUCACUGACAUAGAAACGGGGCCUGGCGCAAGUGUAUCGUUACAGACGAAUGGAGACCGGUUUAAAAUCGAGGGAAGAGCAAUAGUCCCGGGGGUGAAAACACAAGAUUGGGUCUCCGCUGCCCGAGUUCUGGUGGAAGGUGAAGAAUACGUGGGAUUUUUGAGAAUGGAUGGCAGUUUUGCUGUGAACGAUGUCCCAUCAGGAUCUUAUGUUGUGGAAGUUGUCACCCCAACCUAUAAAUUUGAACCAGUGCGUGUUGAUAUCACAUCCAAGGGCAAAAUGAGGGCACGUGUUGUGAAUUACAUCAAGACUUCAGAAGUCAUUCGCCAGCCUUACCCUCUCCAAAUCAGGUCUGUCGGCACCCACGUGUACUUCAUGAAGAGGGAGACCUGGGGUUGGACAGACUUUCUUAUGAACCCAAUGGUUAUGAUGAUGCUUCUGCCCCUGUUGAUCAUUGUUUUGUUGCCCAAAGUGGUCAACACCAAUGAUCCAGAGAUGAGAAAGGAAAUGGAACAGUCCAUGAACAUGCUGAACCCCAACCCUGAGCUGCCAGACGUUUCUGAGCUCAUGACGAAGCUCUUCUCUGGCUCCAAGGGCUCCAGCAAAGCAGGCAGCAGCAGCAAGGGCACCAGGCCAGCUGCUAAAAGGAGGUAGUAUAAUAAUGAACACAUAACCUCAACCUGCCUAAAGAAGCACGAGUUAUGCCAUGGAAGAGAGAUUUUUAAGUGUCAUUUUUCCUCUAGGUUUAUUGUACAGUUUUCUUUGAUAUUAGAUGAUUUGAGCACAUCUUUAUUUCUAAUAUGCUAUUGGAAACUGAGCAAAGACGUUUUUUCAUACUGCACUGAUAUAAAUUUCUUGAGCUUGAUUUGCUCUAUACUUUGUAACAUGUGACUCUAUUACUCAUCAGUCUUUCUGUGCUAACCCUUCGGUGUGCAUUUUUCCACUGCUGCUAAUUCCACUACCUGAAAGAGAACAUAUAUACAUAUUUAGAGAUUUUGUUGUCUCUUCGAUCCCAGUAAGAUGACUGUGAAUGAUGAUGAUUUGAAUUUUAAGAUUGAUAAAUUAUUUAAAAGCCUAGAUCAAUAAAUUGCAAUGGUUGUAA